UCGCAGCCACAAUAUAUAAUAACAUAUUCAUGUGUUGACGCAAACCUUCCCUCCUUUAUACCGUAUUCUCAUCAACUGUUUCGCACCUUGCGCCCUCGUUUCUCAAACUCUGCUAACUCUCCUUCUUCUUCAUCCGUUAUAGUUUGAAACCAUCACUGCGGCUAUCUAUUGUUCAUAUUCAUCCACACGCACUUGAUUCAAGCGAAGAUUGAAGAACAAGGUUCCGCAAGACAGGGCCUAGUGGAGAGAGAUUGAUUAACACUCGAGUGGAUUCAAAAACUAGAGAACAAGAUUACUCGUAUUAGUAGUAAUGGGAAAGGACUUGAUUUCUUCCGACCAAACUGUUCAAAUUCAGGACAAUAAUCCAGGAUGCAUGUGGGGCAUGCUUCAAAUUCUUGAUUAUCAUCGUUGGCGCGUAAAAAAGGUGUUUCCUAACAAAAGGAGAAGACAUGCCACAUAUAAGAGAAAAGCCAUUUUGUAUAACCAACAUGUAGACCAACAACAUGGAGUAACAGAAACAGAACACCUCCUGCUCGGACAACAUAGCGAAAAAUUGCGUUUUGCUGGCAAAAGUUCUUCCAAAAAUCGCAAAAAGGAAUCACACACUCAGAAAAAGUUUAACAACGAAAAUUAUGAAGGCAGUGGUACCAUGGACUACUCAAGGAAAAACAAGGCCAUUAGUGAGUAUGCACUUCAUGUGGAGAAAGAUUGCAAGACAAGACAAGCUUCCCUUAACCAUAAGCCUAUGGAAACAAACAAGCAUAACAAAGACAUUUCCAACAAAUUUGAGAAACAUGCUGAUGUUUUGGAGUUAUUUAGAGUGGAGAAGGAUUUAUUACUCAAAUUUCUACGAGACAUAGACUUUGGUGGGAAAAAACUCCAUCACAACAAAGCAAGAUUGACAAAAUCUGGGUCAUUUCCUUUAGCCUCAACUUCACAGAUGAAAAACAUUAGCUCUAGGUCCUUAAAACACAAGCAAAACGAAAUUUGGGCCUUUCCGAAGGGAGAAAAGUUGGCCGCUGGUACUCAAGCAUCAAACAUGUUAGUGUCCAAUUUUGUGAAAGAUAUUUCUUAUGAGAAGCCAAUGCCUUUAGUGAGUGAUAUUGGUGCGGAUAGUGGCACGAAACAAAAACCAAUAAUUUCCUCAAGGUCUUCUCAAGGAUCAAAUCACAAAGGGUGGAAUCAGUUGGUUCUUCAUCAAUUCAAAGUUAUAAAACAGAAGAUAAAGCAUGCUCUUGUGGAAUUCAGAAAAAGUAGUUACCAAACUUCUGCCGAAGCAAUCCGCCGCAGAGCUUCGCCUGAAUAUAGCAUCAUCAAUAACGAGGAAGAGAUCUCACAAAGCUUAGAUCAUGGCGUGGUUCAAAAAUACAAAAUGAAUAAAAUCUCAAAUGAAACUAAAGCUUCUGAUCAUGAUUCCAACAAGCAUGAUGCUCGCCUUAUACGAAGAACAUCCUCUCUAAAUUUAUCGUUGGAUAGAUAUACUGAGUUGUUUGAGAAAAGCUUCAGCAGAGACCCCAAGUGGCAAAACUCAAAGUCUAAAAGCUUGAAAUUGAGAAACGAGGAUAAGAUCCACAAGAGUGGCAAUGUUCCUAAGUUUUCUAGAAGCAAUUUAUCUAUGCCUAGUCUCGAGACUCUAGGCUUCAUUCUUCAAGACGCACUUUUUGAUACAAAUGAUAUAACAGUGGAAACUCAUAAACAAGCUCAUAGAAAAUCAGUGAGUCUUCCUUUGAAGAUAGACAAGUCAUUUGAUCGUUUCAAAGAGGCUGAAAUUGUGGAAACAGUAGAAGGGAGUGGCAGAGAUGCAUAUCCCAGUAUUUUAUCUGAUAAGAUUAUGGAGAAAAUUGAUGAAGUAGUUACCAGUGACCAAAAGGAGGACAUGCAUGAGCCAGCAGCGGGAGAUGAAAGUUUUCCCCAAGAAAAAGAGGAAAUGAGUAAUAUGACUACCUAUCUUGACAAGGAGGUAAUGGCCUCUCUUGAAACUAGCUAUGAGGACAAUAUAACCAGCCAUGCAGAAGGUACACAAUUGAAAACCUUAGGCUCUACGUUGGACGAAGUGGAGACUGGUUUGUCAUAUAAAGGAAGUGCUAGUGUAACAGCUGAAGUCACAGACAACUCUUCCAAUUUCAAAUAUGUGAAAAAUGUUCUUGAAUUUUCCGGCUACUUGGGAAACGAGGACAUUAUGAGAUACACAGUAGACCAGCCACUAAAGCCCUCCUUAUUCAAAGAUUUGGAUGCAACUUUGGUCCAUGAAAUUGAACCAUCUGAAGAAGAGACAAUCAACCCUUAUGAUCACCAGCUCCUCUUUAACUUGGUUAACGAGGUGCUGCUUGAAAUAUAUGGCAGAUCACCAACUUACUUCCCAAGACCAUUCUCUUUCAACCCUCGCCUCCAUCCAAUGCCUAAAGGGCACUACCUUAUGAAUGAAGUAUGGAAUAGUGUUAAUUCAUACCUGAUCUUGAGACCUGAGCUAGACCAAACAUUAGAGGAUGUUGUGGGUCGUGAUUUGGCAAAAAGUGACUGGAUGAUCCGUCAAGAGGAAGAGGAGUAUGUAGCGCUUGAACUAGAGGAGAUGAUCAUGGAAGAUUUGUUAGAUGAAUUUAUCUUCUCAUGAAGUUUGCUUGAUUAGUUAUUCCAUAGAUUUUUUUUUUGGAAAUUCUUAAGAGGAGAAAACAAGCUUGGCUCCUAUUUUGUUCGGGCACAGCAAGAACUAGAAGCACACAUGUCAUACAGCACUAUCAAAACCAAUAGCCAUUCAAUGCUACAGAACGUUAGCAAUAACAAUAACAUGCUGUAGUGUAGAAUGCUAGAAUGUGGAUUCCAGUGUGUUUCAACUCCAUGUCGACUCUUUCCUGCGGAAUACGACAAUUCAUAUGUAUAUUGUUCAAAAAAUAUGUCAUGUAAAGUUGCUCGAGGAGUUUUGGUGCACGGCGUGAUUGAUUUUUAAUGUAAAUAACAUAUAUGAGUGAACGUGUUUUUGCUUGAGACUUUAUUUCCCUAUACUGGUAGAGUAAUUGAUGACAAAUUAAUUUCUA
This is a messenger RNA of Cajanus cajan (pigeon pea), 3032 nucleotides long. Its product is annotated as protein TRM32. The record is from RefSeq and is a predicted model, not a curated record. Lineage: Eukaryota; Viridiplantae; Streptophyta; Magnoliopsida; Fabales; Fabaceae.